Molecule: messenger RNA, 1728 nt
Organism: Phragmites australis (common reed)
Lineage: Eukaryota; Viridiplantae; Streptophyta; Magnoliopsida; Poales; Poaceae
Product: plant UBX domain-containing protein 4-like
Exons: 4
Coding region: 94-1383 (429 amino acids)
Biological process (GO): autophagosome assembly; Golgi organization; proteasome-mediated ubiquitin-dependent protein catabolic process
Cellular component (GO): cytosol; nucleus
Molecular function (GO): ubiquitin binding
Source: RefSeq, a predicted model, not a curated record
AUAGGAAAAAGGAAAAGGAAAAGCCAGACGGCCGAACACAAAUCCCGGCCCCGGCCGCCAGCCUCUGCCCGACACGCGGCCGCUGCAGACGAGAUGGCCACCGGAGACUCCGGCCGCGCGCCGUCGGCCGCGGCUGAGCAGUCGCUGGUGGAGUCCUUCUGCGCCGUGACCUCCGCGACCCCCGAGGAAGCCGCCUUCUUCCUCGAGAACCACAACUGGGUCCUCGAAUCUGCCGUCCGCUCCUUCUAUGACUCCGCGGACGGCGACGGCGACGCCAACGCGGCCGAUCCGGCUCCCCCGCCACCGCCCCGGGCCGCUGGAGGCGACGCGGAAUCUGAGGGCGAGGACUACGUGGGCGGCGGCGGCGACGAGGACAAGGACGACGAGGAUGCCGCCCUCGCCGCUGCGGCUGCGGCCGCGGAAGAGAGGAGGAGGCCCGUGAAGAGGCAGAAGAGGAGCCACGACGCGCGGGGCGGCAGCGGCAGCAGGUCGGGUGGUGCGAGUGGGCGCGGGAAUGUGAGGACGCUCUUCGAUCUCGGUGGUGGCAAGAGAGGCGCGGGGUCUGACGAGGACUCCGAAGAGGACGAUGAGUGGGCGCCGCCGCCCGAGUACUACACCGGCGGCGAGAAGAGCGGAAUGGUUGUUAGAGACCAAUCAAAACGUAAAAACAAUGCGGAUGAGAUAUUCAAGCAAGCUAAGAGGAAGGGGGCUAAGCAAGGCCCAUUUGAGGCUCGCCGGCGAUCUUCUAGUUCAAGCAACUUCACUGGGACUGGCAGAUUUCUGUCUGGUGAAACUGUACAGCCUGAUGCACUACAGCCACCAGAAGACAUUGUUCACAACAUCUACUUCUGGAGAAAUGGUUUCACAGUAAAUGAUGGUCCACUAAGAAGUUUUGAUGAUCCAGCAAAUGCAUCCUUUUUAGAGAGCAUCAAGAAUUCUGAAUGCCCAAUUGAGCUUGAGCCAGCUGAUGGGAAAUCUAAGGUGAAUGUGAAUCUUGUUCGGAAGGAAGAAGAAUGCCCCCAGGAGCCAGUCGAGCGUGCUGCUCCAUUUCAAGGGGAACAGACUCUUAUGGCACCUUCUGAUAAUACUUCUAAUGCUGCUGCUUCCACUGAGGCGACUGCCCCUAGGAGGGCAAUCACAGUGGAUGAUUCUUUGCCAUCAACCUCUCUCAAUAUCAGGUUUGCAGAUGGCAAUCGCAGGGUUGCACGUUUCAACACAAGCCACACGAUCGGUGAUGUGCGGUCGUUCAUUGAUGCAACAAUGCCAGAAGUCAGUGAUUACACUCUGCAGGCCGGGUUCCCCCCUAAGCCGCUCGAUGACACGAACAAGACUAUCGAUGAAGCCGGCGUGGCCAACUCGCUGAUCAUUCAGUUCAGACAGUAGUUGAGCUGGACAGGUGUUGACCCCUUCCAUCAAGCACGCUAUCCGUCUGAAGCUAGCAUCCUCCUUACUUUUUCUCUUAACUCGGUUUCUUUUCUGAAUUUUGCUUUCAACCGUCGAUGGCUUUGCUGUUCAGUAGCUACUUCAGGUGUUAAAGAGUGUAAAACAGUGAGAUUUGGGUAUCUGGUUAAAGUGUCCGUUUGUUCUUAUCUAACUCCCUAGUUGGAAUGUCGGCACUUGGGGACAACGUUGGUUGCACCAGAUGGUCAUUUAUUCCUGAUUGCGGUUAGCCGGUUACUGAUGUCUGGACGAUCGUGAUUGGCAAAUAAACAAGGGGAGUUUUUGGUC